Molecule: messenger RNA, 6229 nt
Organism: Spirometra erinaceieuropaei
Lineage: Eukaryota; Metazoa; Platyhelminthes; Cestoda; Diphyllobothriidea; Diphyllobothriidae
Source: the annotation of a GenBank genome assembly
AUGUCUUUGGAUGAGUUCUUUGCCAAAAAGGGGAAGAAGAAAUCAAAAAACAAGAUAAGCACACAGGAACUCUUUGAGCAAAUUGCGGACAAUACUUUGCCCCAAAAAGUAGAAACUGAGAAGGUUCCCGACCCGUCAGCCGUGGUCGCUCAGGCUGUAAGCUUAGCAUAUUUUCUUACGUCUCCUUUAGGAGAAUGAAGAUUGGGAGCCCAUCGUUAACGAAGAUGUGGACUUAGACCUGUCGACUAUGCGUAUAGGCGAUCUUUCGGUAAAGACUGAGCAAGAACAGGCGGUCGCCGAUAGCUUGGACGCCCCCAGCAAGGGUGACGAUGCCAAGGUGGUUUGGGGCGGGAAAUCCACAACCGAAAGUGAGUAAUUGCAUACUCAGUAUUUUUAUUUUUCGUCUUUAUAAUGGCCUUUGCACCACCGACCUCAUGCCACCUAGCAUUUUUCACUCAUGUGGACGAAAUUAUCGCCGUACACCUGCGUCUUACACUAUGUAAAAUGUGAUAGGUCGUAUUCAGUGUAGGAUGAGGGCACCGUUUACCCAUCCCGACUUUUGUUUCGUCAUGGCGGUCGUCAAUCCUCGAUGCUUAAUCCUCCUUGCGGUCGAACGUUGUACAACAAUCCAAUUUGAGUUUUCUCGAUGUGUCGGGUUCGGAGGCGUAGGAGACGUUUUCUCACUCUCAGAACCAGAAGUCACUGCUUCUGCGCGUUUUCGAACCAGCUAGCCGCCUCCUCCACCGAAAACGUGCUAAUUGACGGUCGCAAUCUUGGCCAACAAUUCCGUAAUGCAUAGCACCAAUCUAUGGCGUAUUUUCUGUUUUUUUAAAGUGAGAGCUCGCAUAGACGAAGUUAUAUUUGAGACAGCUAUUAUUCACUGGGACUGAAUAAGCUGUCAAACGCCAACCUCACUAACACACAGUACGCCUCACCGGUAAUGUCGACAAAACGAGAUAUUUACGUCCAUUAGAGCGAUUCACGACCCCCAAACCACCGUGACCCUAGCAGAACUGAAUUUCGACGGAACAGUCAUCCUGACACGAAAACGACAAAUUCUAAAGCGUUAGGCCAAACCCUUCGGAGGUGUCUUAAGUCGGCCGUCUGAACUAUCUCACAAAGUCAUCGGCAAACCCGCAAACGAGAACUAGCGUAGAGUUCGACCGUCCGCUCUCGCCGCAAGAAAAAGCCAGAGCCGUAAAUGAAGUGCCCUCUAACAAUCUACCAGGCGCUGACUCCCAGCUAAAAUUGAAAAGUAUGGCCAUCCUCAGCUCAUUGACAAACACACCUCGCUAUUCGAGACAUGGAGACGUCUUUGUAUGCGAAGUUGACCACCGAAGCAUCUCCCCCUUUAGCAUUUUGUGCAAAGUACUCCCCCGUCUCUUACUCGGUUGCCUCAAUCUUCACCUGGAGCAGGGACGUCUUGAAAGUCGCUGUGGAUUUUGGAGCAAUCGUGCAGCCGCCGGCAUGAUCUCCGCCUCUCAACUAAACUAGAAAUGUCGGGAUAUGCGGACCAGGUCCUGCACCAUUAAGAUUUUCUACGCGGUCCGCCGCGGACAAUGGAAAAUUAAAACGAAAUUCGGAUUCCAGAGUGCGCAAUGCAGAAGGUACAACCGUUCCACCUCGCAAUCAUAGCACACGUUACGCAUUCACAGUGAAAAGUGAAACGAAGCGCAGUUAUUUGCUCGUCCCCUUGAGUCUCAUAUCAUCCGCCAUGCUGGUAGACGCAGUGAAGGGUAUCACAUACCAAACUGACGGACGAUUUCUCCACACCCUACGCAUUCAGACAAUUACGCGAAUCCCCUGAACCGGUAUCCACGAUCCCCUGUUCGCGGGAGAUUGCUCACCCGACACCACAACGGCGGAGGACAUGCGGUAGAGCAUAAACCUUUUCGCCUUCAUCUGCACAAGCUUCACAGAGGCCAUCGGCGCAAAAAUGACGGUGGUUAUGUUCCAACGAGCACCAUCUGAUGAAUACAACGCGUCUAGGAUCGGUGUGAAUAGAACUCGUCUUGCAUCUGUGGACAAGUCCACCUACCUGAGAAGUACAAUUCCAAGAAACUUCAAGGUCGGCGACGAAUUUGCAAGUCUACUCAUCGAAGCCAACCAUGUCUUCAGUUGCAGCAUCCUGUUUGGGAUCCCUGCGGCCUUCACGUGGGUCGAGCCGCCAUACUGACAACGCUCCUGUAUGGGAGCUCAAAAAUCUCCAAUACCGAGGAUCAACACUGCAAGGCCCAUCAUCUGUUAGCAUGCCCCUGCUGCCAAUUAACGUUCAUAGCACGCAUCGGAUUGGUGGACGUCUUUGGAUCCACUGUAAUGGAGAAGCGCCAACUCGUCAGCUCCCGUGCAGACCGUCCGCAUCACCAGCAACGUCGCGGAUAUAAACCCAUCCGCCCCGCUGCCAACCUGCAAUCAUUGUGGCCGCACCUUGACGCGACUCAUUGGCCUUGCCGACCAAUUACGAAUCCAUCGCAACGCCCUAUAGCGAGCGGAAUGUCGCAUGACGGAACAUGCGCGUCUCAUUUAAGUCGGAAGCACACCUUUGGACGUCGCUUGGUCCAUGAGUUGAGGACCAGGUCGCGCAUGGCACGCGUAGACUCGUCGUUUGCCUUAUACUUGAUACUUUCUGGUUUUGCCAUCAUUCAUCGGUUCACGGGCACAUACGAUUGACCGAUGAAUGAGGGAAUAAAUGGUGGGAUCGACAAUGGGAAAUCCAUCCUCACGGCAAAUCAGCGCACUUAUCAUUACAAUAACGCGGACGCUUUCACGUCUGGGGACGCGAUGACAGUCAUGAUUUAAAGGGCUGAAAACAGGCGGGGCAACUCGGGCCUCAGGACAGCGUGGGCCACAAUAGCUCCUUGAUGUGGCCUUCAUUGUACUCACCUACUUGAUAUUCCAACAACCUUUAUUGUAGUCUGGUACGUUUAGCGAAUGCCAAGUCGAGUGUCACGCGUAGCCGGGCUGUUUAGCUUUGUCAGUCGUUGUGAUCAUGCCCGUCUGUUAUCGUCUUGACCUGGCUCUUCCAUGGGUGAGGCGAGAGUGCGGUAGAUUCUGCGCAAGUUCGCCUCACUACAAAAUGAUUUGAGGGCGUCGCUGCGUCCACUCUGUGGGUCGCGCGGUGGACUUCAUCGCUGUCUGAUUUCCCCUAUUACCAGAAAGUGUGAACUCAAAAGUAAGCUAGCGUCAGCCACCGGUUUGUGUUGUCGUUCAAAAUACGCCGGUAUCUAAGGGCUACGUGUUUUUAGAUUUUUCCAUCGUAAAUUUCAUGCCGACAGGAUACCUGGUUGCAGACUUAUUAAUUCAUGUGCGCAGGUCGACCCUUGCAAAGUUAGUUUGUCUAAACACUAUGAACACAUUUUUGCGGUAGAGGUCGUCUGAACCAGAUUUCUGGUGCAGAUACACUGCAAACCUAGGAUUCUACCAUAUCGGCUUUCUUAAGUACUACGUAACAGUACUUUAGUGCUCUCAAAAGACCACAUUAAAGCCAACUCAAGUUUGAGUCGCCAGGCGAUACUCUAGGGUAUGGGGGGACCACUCCACUAGGGUUCAUGUGUGGUUAUUUUUGAUGUCCUGAAAGUGGAACUGAACACUGAAAACCAGACAAAGUAGUCGUGAAAUAGACUCUCAGUCUUACGAAAAGUUGACAAACGUUGAGACUAAGACUAGAUUCCAACCUUAUGCUAGAAGAUAGAAGUUGCAGCACCAAGAAAUCCCGCAAAACUGCCACAGCGUGUUAUCUGAACACGACUGAGGAUUGUAGAUCUCCUACGAUCUUAAAAACCUGUCAUAUUUCGGUAAUAUCCAAGAUUAUCAGUGCCGUCCUGUAAAGCUCGGCGGGUUUGAGGGACCGCAGCUUUGCAGAGAUAUUUCGGAAGCAUCGUAGAUUCCUUGGCCGUCUACGGACGCUCGAGCUGUGAUACUCUUGUGGGCUACAUCCACCUGACCAGGUUUAGUGACCAUCUUCCACUCCGUAUUGCAGGUUCCUCCGUCGAGAAGUAGGGGGAUUCUUAGGACUUAAACGCCCACUCCGGAGGCGACAGGGUUCCGAGUGACCGCUGUAGAACAUCCAAUCCCCUGCUUUACGUGAUAAUACCUUAGUAAAUAAGUUACACGAUUAAGUUGGUGUAUUUUUAUUAUAGUAUUACCUCAAGCUAUUAGGCAGUGAUGAGUCUGCUUCUACUCCCCGCGAAAUCCAGUCAACACUCAUCCCCAACCGCCAGUGUGGAAUUUGGCUUGAAUGAAACAAUCUCUGAAUGAUGUCUGCGUCACUGAAAACUCGAGAACGUCUUUACACGUAGAAUCUGGGGAUUGCGAAGAUGUACAGCGUUUGACGUCUGCGGUUUUAUCAAAUCGAGUGCAAAGUUCGAGGUCUUCAUCGAGUGGUCACUGCAGUAUCUUAGGGUUACAUGAGUAUACAGAGGAACUCACCAACACAUAGACGUCUUAAUUUGACACGCAGCUUGUACCAUUACGCCUGACGACGACCGGUCUUUAGCUGUUAAUCCCCCUAAAGCCCACAUUUCUUGUGGGAGACAGUAUAAGCAGACUGGUUCUACCCAUCUUGUGACAACCUUCGUCGCGCAUGUGAUUUCGUAUGUUCGUUGCCGUUAGUUCUACAUUCUGGGAGCCUACUCUUCUAUCACCGAAAGUGAUGCUUUACGUGUGUAGUAGCACCUGUUGAUUCUUGGGAAAGUGAGUUCUACGUCCACUUUUGAAAAAAGUAACUGGUCUCGGUCACAUCCCUCUUGCUUUUUUCUGCGCUUUUGACUUACACGUUUUACCCUCUGACAUGAACCUUCUCCUCUGAUGCGAACACUUUGAGGUCUCAUGGUGGUGCUUCUCGUGUGGCCUACAUGCAUAUUAUUACUGACAUUUUGUUGGCCUUCUGACGGUGGCGCUCCACUCUAGAAGAAUGACUUGCACCCGUUAAAAUAGGCAGACCCGUUAUUCUAGUCUGAUAUUUCUGGAGAUCUCAUUAGAUAGACAUUUCGCGGCUAUCCAAUACGCAUGAAAAGGUCGAUAGUUUGACUGUGCUUUCAGACCACGUAGGACUACUACACUUUCCUGACGACGGCUUGUUGCGCUCUGAAGUCGACCAUGGGGCUCUCGUCCUUGUGCGGCAGGUAACCGUCGCGUACGCUGCAAUAUCUGACAGAUUGGUUGUGACAACUUGCUUUGUCUUCUCUCAGUAGUAGUUCCCACCUAGCUCUGAUGGUAUUUGGGUGCUUCCUCGCAUGCUGGCGACUGUGUUUUGGUUGUGUUGGUUUACAUGCGUGUGGCCGGCUUUUGAUUAUUCUGUCUUCACCGCAAGUGCCAACUCUUGAUGUAGACUGUUGACGGUUUUGCUGGUUACACCCAGUCCAGUCGAGAGUACCUAAACAAUAGUAAAGUUAAUUUUGCACUUGGCCUAUUAUCUAAUUCCAACCCUUAGUAAGGGCUUGCAGUUUUAGUCGUAUUUUAACCUUAUCCAUCUACGAGCCCUUGCAUUGUCAUUCACUGUCAUUUUGGCGUCAACAUAUUUUCUAAGUCUUGCUCCGUAACUUGGGUGCUUUAGAUUCGGAAACAGUGGAGCCCGAGGAACCAGUCGAAAAGCCGGCAGAACCUGCCAAACCAGGCCUUUACGUUCCUGUCUACCUACGCCCUGGCGGCGCCCGGGUGACCAAUCGUCAGGCGCAGCCAAACAUCGAAAGCAUUGAAGAGUUCCCCACACUUGAUGCCGUCCAAGAGAAACCGAAAAAGGUCAAAACCCCUGCGAAAGUCGAGACCGAUGACUCUUGGAACGAAGUUAGCAAAACCUCUCAAGGACAUCGACCUGAUCCUUCUUCUCACGUCUACACUCCGCCUGUGCUACGUCAGGGCUCGGAGGUCAAACCCACUAAGUACUCAUCGUCUUCCAGUUACAGUCAAAAUCUGGAGCAGAGGUAUGGUAACGUUGCACCCCGGGAAUCCUUCCAACCGUCUACACAGUCUUGGAAACGUGGUGAAGUACUCUCUGGGUCUUCGUCCCAACUGUCUACAGAACAGGCGAAGUCUAGCGGCUGCGCCCGGGAACUUCCUCAGAGGUGAGUCUUAUCUUCUGAAUCCUUGGGUACACUUUGCGGAGAAUUUUAACGGGUUGUGUUUUCUCUUCGGCAGUCGUCCGACUUCGAAGCCUUACCAGAUUCCUAUUCAACGGAACAUCAUGGAAUUUCCCCAGGAAAAUCGUUUCGCAAGGCUUGGCGAUACAUGA